AACGGAUAGCGGUUAGUCCUCUCCCUUGGAGGGGAGAUGGCUGCGGUUUGUAGUCUGCCUGAGAUUUGAGCUUCAAUUGCUUGGACUUGAAGGACGCUGACAGACCCAUGUCGGGACGUUGCCUCCCCAGCAAAAUUGCCACAAGAUGGCACCACUUCAGAAGUGCAAGAGGAAAACCGUAUCGACUGUCAACAAAUUCUCUCAGAAAUGGAAACUGAAGAUCCACCUGUUAAAACAAAUGAUUUUACAAAGGCUGGAGCUCUGCCCGUGUCCCCAUCUGAAAACUUGAUCCAGUUAAAUGAAACUAUGUUGCAAAGUGACCUUAAUGACUGGGAAGUUGGUGUCCUUAAGCAUGUUGUCUCUUCCAGUUAUAUGCACAACAAGCUGCCCAUUGUAUCUAACUGCAUGCUAUCCUCAUCUAAAGUAGAGCUAAUCCAGUUGAAUGAAACAAUACCUGUGACAAAUAAUGUAAAUGUAACUCUUAAUUUAUCAAAGCAUGAAAACCACAUUAGAAAUGACCUGAAGGUAACUAACUCAUUUAAUUGCACAAUGCAGUUAAAUGGUACCACAGUUGUGGAUGAUUUUAGAAAUAGGGCUUUUAACUUUCUAUAUGAAGACGAUGAGGGCUGUGACCUCAAUGUAACUAGCUCCUCUCAUCGCAAGCUGCCUCCAUCAAUGAACGUAAUGGUACCAUUUCACUGCACUGUGACUGUGGAUGACUGGAAAAAUGCAAUGUUUGCAGCAAAAUAUGAAGAUAGUUUUGAGACAGCUCGCAAAGCAUAUACCUUGUCUGGAUGCAAGUUACUUCAAUCAACAAAUGACAAAGAGCAGUUACGUAGAAUUGUAACUGUCUUUGACUGCAAUGCUACAUUUGAUGCAUCAAAGCAUGAUAACAGUUUGGAAAAUGCCAAUAAAAUAACAAACUUGCCCGAUUGCCAGGUGCCUCUAUCACCAGGAGGCUCGAAUGAAGUCAGACUGACUUCUGAGAACUUUAAACUUGGGAGACAAUGUGUUAUGGAUUAUGGAUCAAUGUUAGACCAAGUGGAGACAGGUGGAAACAGUGGUAACUCAAAUUUGAUUCUGGAUUUGGGGAAAGCGGGUAGUUCUAUAGGUAUUGAAAAAAGAUCAGUUGAAGCAAAUACAGGUGGUGAUUGUGAUUUCAGCUGUUCUGUAGGAUUACAUGAAGGGGUUUAUGGUUUAGAAAGUAACCUACAUUUAAGAAACUCCUCCCAACAUGGAGAACAAAUUACUUGUGAGCAAACAGACGUGGUUCAUGACAUAGUGAGUUCAGAAUGGGCUCCCAACUAUAUUUCUACUCCAUACAUCAAAAGGAGGCGAAGUUUUCUAGAAUAUCAACAAUUUGACCAAUCUAACCUGGCUUCUUCCGCCAUACUUCAGGAUGACAUGCAUGUUGGAGCAGAAGAGUCCCUGGAUGAACACAGAAGUUCUGGCACUGUUGCCACUGAAACUAGUAGUGGAAAAAAUUCAAAUGUACCAAGAUCUGGACAGCAAUUAAGCCAAGCCAAAAUCGGAACUGAAAAUUCCUUGAAAUGUGUUGAUCUCCCAGUAGCCAGGAGGAAAAGUGUUAGUCAAGUACGUAAAUCUGGAACGCAAAAAUAUAUUAUACCUCCUGUUCAAAUCUGCAAAGUAGGUUGCUCUGUUGUGGACAGAGGAAGAAAACCUUCAACACAAUCAGUUGGUGUUUCAAAGACGUGCCUUUCAAAACCUCAUCAGGUUUCAAAAAAGCUGAGCAGUGGAAUAGGGUCUGGGCAAACUGCAGGAAAUAACAAGCUUUCAUCAUGCCACAUUGGAGUCAAUACCAAUAUGACUCCUAAAGCCAAACCUAAUCAACCUUUGGCUAAAAGUAUCUCAAAGAUACCUGGACUAAACAAAAGGUCUUCACUGAACUCGUCAAAAUUCAUUGUGCAAGAAACAAAAGCAAAUUUCAAACAGGCUUCUGCCUUUAAUAGAGGAGACAUCACUGCCAAAUAUCCAAGAUGUGAGAUGAAACCACGUUUGGGCAACUGUAAGCAACAGAUGGGGAUGAAGAUUAAAACUACAGCUCUGGAAACCACAUGUAAAUCCAAGCAGGAACUUGAAGUGGCCAAGCUUCGGAGAAAAAACAAAGAGUUGGAGGAGAAGAUCAUAAUGUUGGAGCAGGAAAAUGCUGCUCUUCGGCAGGGGAAAGAGAAUCUUGUACCUGUCCCAGAAGAAGGAUCCAAUAUCUAGUGCUUUAUGCAGAAAUGCCUGACCUUUGAAACAUUUUAAGUUUAAAAGGAUCUUGUCAUGAAUCUAACCAGCAUUCACAUAAUAUGAAAUUGCUCUGACAUUUUCAAUUUGACUGGAGACACGUAAUUAACCAAAUGUACUUUUGUGGACAGAAGUCCUAAAUUGUCACCUAAUUCUUGAACUUUGUAAUCAUGUUUAAUUGUGACCUUAGCAUUGCUGGUUCUGAAUCUGGCAGUAUUAACUUUGAAAAUCAAGAUGCCUCAAUAUUUAACCUCACUCUCCACUGACUUGC
Hemiscyllium ocellatum (epaulette shark) is the source of this 2521-nucleotide messenger RNA. RefSeq lists its product as uncharacterized. The coding region runs from base 208 to 2229 and encodes 673 amino acids. Lineage: Eukaryota; Metazoa; Chordata; Chondrichthyes; Orectolobiformes; Hemiscylliidae. The record is from RefSeq and is a predicted model, not a curated record. The transcript is spliced from 6 exons.